This is a messenger RNA of Globicephala melas (long-finned pilot whale), 3950 nucleotides long. It is a transcript of the gene COLEC11, whose product is annotated as collectin subfamily member 11. NCBI's taxonomy places the organism in Eukaryota, Metazoa, Chordata, Mammalia, Artiodactyla, Delphinidae. The record is from RefSeq and is a predicted model, not a curated record.
UCCCUGGUCGGGGAACUAAAAUCCCGCAAGCCACGCUGAGUGCCGCGUAGGCCAGUUAGCACAUGAAAAGAUGCACUGGUCAGGAGGGAAGUGAAAGUCAAAACUACAAAGAGAGCGACCUCACACCUUUUGGGAUGGCUGCUAUCAAAGCAAAACAAAACCAAACCCAGAAAAUAGCAAGUGCUGGUGAGGCUGUGGAGAAAUUGGAACCCUUGUUGGUGGGAAUGUAAAGUGGUACAGCCACUUCGGAAGACAGUAUGGCAGCUCCUCAAAAAAGUAAAAAUAGAGCUACCAUACGGUCCAGCAACUUCACUUCUGGGUAUAACCAAAAGAAUUAAAAGCAAGGUCUGGAAGAGAUAUUUGUACACCCACGUUCAUAGCAUUAUUCACAGGAGCUAAAAUGUAAAAGCAACCCCAGUGUCCACCAGUGGAUAAAUAGAUAAGCAAAACAUGGUCUGUACAUACAGUGGGACAUUACUCAGCCUUAAAAAGCAGGGGAGGGACUUCCUUGGUGGUCCAGUGGGUAAGAGUCCACGCUCCCAGUGUAGGGGGCCCGGGUGUGAUCCCUGGUUGGGGAACUAGAUCCUGCACGUGUGCCGCAACUAAAGAUCCCCUGUGCUGCAACUAAGACCUGAUGCAGCCAAAGUAAAUAAAUAAAUACAUAUAUAAAAAAAUUGGACUUCCCUGGUGGUGCAGUGGUUAAGAAUCCACCUGCCAAUGCAGGGGACACGGGUUUGAUCCCUGGUCCGGGAAGAUCCCACAAGUCGCGGAGCGACUAAGCCCGCGUGCCGCAACUACUGAAUCCCACGCACCUAGAGCCCGUGCUCCGCAACAAGAGAAGCCACCGCAGUGAGAAGCCUGCGCACCGCAACCAAGAGUAGCCCCCGCUCGCCGCCAACUGGAGAAAGCCCACACACAGCAAUGAGGACCCAAUGCAGCCAAAAAUAAAAUUAAAACAAAACAAAGCAAAAUAAAUUUAAAAAAAAGGAAGGGGAUUCUGACAACUGCUAUCACGUGGAUGAACCUUGAGGACAUUAGGUUAAGUGAAAUAAGCCAGUUACACAAAUACUCUGUGAUUCCACUUACCUGAGAUGCUUAGAAUAGUCAGUUCAUAGAAAUGAAAAGUCGAAUGGUGGUGGCCAGGGGCUGAGAUGGGGGGACAGUGGGGAGUUAUGUUUAAUGGGGACAGAGGUUCAGUUUUACAAGGUGGAAAGAAAUAUGGAGCCGGAUGGUAGUGAUGGUUGCGUGACAUUAUGAAUGUAUUUAAUACCAUUGAACUCUACAGUUAAAGAGAUUAAGAGGAUAAAUUUUAUGUUAUGUGCAUUUUAUUUAAAAAAACUUAACAAAAUCAGUUGGGUACAUUUGUGUGGGUUCUCUGUUCUGUUCCAUUGUAUAAUAAGUCUUGAAACUGGGUAGACUGAUUCCUCUUUAUUCUUUUUCAAAAUUAUUUUAGCUAUUCUGGUUCCUUUGUCUUUCAUAUACAUUUUAGAAUAGUAUUGUCUGUAUCUGUAAAACCUCUUGCUGAGAUUUCAAUAAGAAUUGUGUUAAGCUUGUAGAUCGGUUUUGGGGGAAAUGACAUCCUAUGCGGAGCCUUCUGGUCAUGAACAUGACAUGUCUCUCCGUUUGUUUAGAUCGUCUGUGAUUUUCUCAACAGCAUGUUGUGUUUCAGCAUAUAGGUCCUGUACAUGUUUUGUUAGAUUUAUACCUACAAAUUUCAUUUUAUUGAGCAAUUGUAAAUUGUAUUGCUUUUAAUUUCAGUGUCCAUACGUUCACUGCUAGCUUAUAGAAAUACAACUGAUUUUUGUAUGUUUAUCUUGUAUUCUGAGACCUUGCUGAACUCACUUAAUAGUUCUAGAAGUUUUUUGUAGACUCCUUGGGAUUUUCUCGGCAGAUAGUCGUGUCACCUGCAGCAAGGGACUGUUUUACUUUUCCCUUUCUGAUCCCUGUGGCUUUUGUUUCCUUUCCAUGCCUUCUGCAUGGGCUGGAACUUCCAGCAUGUUGCUAAAUAAAAAGUAAGAUUGCUGUCCUGAUUUUCCUGAUCUCAGGAGGGGACACUCAGCCUUCACCUGAGGAUGAUGUUAGUGUUGGUUUUUAAAAAUAGAUGCUCUUUGAUGAAACAGGAAGACAUUUUUCCAAAGGACAUGCAAAUGGCCGACAGACACAUGAAUCGAUGUUCAACAUCGCUAAUCAUCAGGGAAAUGCACAUCAAAACCGCGAGCUAUCACCUCACACCUGCCAGAAUGCCGGGCAUCAAGAAGAUGAAAGGACCCCCAUCCGCCCCUUCGCGUAUAAGUCAGGCCACACAGGAGCUGGACCUGCCCAGCCCCCUCCAAAGACGUGGAUUUGGCAUGUGUUUGUUGCCUUAAAUGACACUCCUGUGAGCCGAGGGAGUUUGGGGCCUCACCACCGGUUAGGUCUCGACACGCAGCAGACGAGUACUUUAUGCUUUUGGAGUGAAACCUAUAUGGAAAAACUGCAAAAUAUGCCAGCCUGUACUUAGUCCUGUCCGUGUGAUACCAGGAAGCUGUUUGCAGAUAAUACCGCAGCCCCAGCCUGAGUUGCCGGGCAGUCUGACAGCCAGGCCUCUUGCCCGACGUGUGGGACCGCGGCCCGAAAACAGCAGCCUGGUCUGGCGCACGCCUCAGGAGUCAACGUGCUGCAAGGCUCACCAUGAAGCAGGCUCUGGCUCUCAUUGGCCUGGCCUUCCUGUCGGUGCUCCGGGCUGGGGGCGCUCAGCAGACGGUGGACGACACCUGCUCCGUGCAGAUUCUCGUCCCCGGCCUCAAAGGGGAUGCCGGAGAGAAGGGGGACAAAGGCGCACCAGGACGGCCUGGAAGAGUUGGCCCCACGGGAGAGAAAGGAGACGUGGGUGACAAAGGACAGAAAGGCGGCGUGGGGCGCCAUGGAAAAAUCGGUCCCAUUGGUUCUAAAGGUGAGAAAGGAGAUUCUGGUGACAUAGGACCCCCUGGCCCUAAUGGAGAACCAGGCAUCCCGUGUGAGUGCGGCCAGCUGAGGAAGGCCGUCGGGGAGACAGACAACCAGGUCGCGCAGAUCACAGCGGAGCUGAAGUUCAUCAAACACGCCGUCGCCGGCGUGCGCGAGACGGAGCAGAAGAUCUACCUGCUGGUGAAGGAGGAGAAGCGGUACGUGGAUGCACAGCUGGCCUGCCAGGGCCGGGGCGGCACGCUGGGCAUGCCCAAGGAUGAGGCCGCCAACGGGCUGCUGGCCGCCUACAUCGCGCAGGCCGGCCUGGCCCGCGUCUUCAUCGGCAUCAACGACCUGGAGCGGGAGGGCACCUUUGUCUACGCGGACCGCUCGCCCAUGCAGACCUUCAGCCAGUGGCGCAGCGGGGAGCCCAACAACGCCUAUGACGACGAGGAUUGCGUGGAGCUGGUGGCUUCCGGGGGCUGGAACGACGUGGCCUGCCACCUCACCAUGCACUUCCUCUGCGAGUUCGACAAGGAGCACGUGUAGCGGCGGCCCUGCAGCUCCAGCAUCGGCGGCCCCUCCGCCACCGGGUGGCUGCCGGCUGCCACCACGGGUGGGAGGCUCUGCCCGCCACGUGGUCCCCAAGCAGGAGUGCGGGGUCCCCGGUAAAGGCUCCUUUUCUGAAUCUUAGAGAAUGGUGCAUGCUUGGGCAAAAAAGAAGAAAAAAAAAAAACGUGUUUCUGGGUAUUAUGUCUGAAGAACUAGAGUUUUAUUAUUUGUAGUGUAGACAAAAUGUUCGUUAUGUAAUUAUUACUCAGAAUCGCUCUUGGCUUUGUGCAAAGUAUGAAACGAGAUCUUUAAAUGUUGUAACAGUUAAGUACAAACAAUGGUAGAGGGGUCUUAAAUGACUACCUUCCUUUUAAUUUCUAUAUGGAAAAGAAUCCUCUUAGCUUAGAUCAAUGCUUCUGUAAAAGUAGAAACAAUUUUGCUUUGCUGCAGAUUUCAGGAAAAAGAAAAGUAAA